AUGGAUGAACAUUUGAUUGCUACCAUCAAUAAAUUGCAAGACGCUUUGGCACCUUUGGGAGGAGGCUCGCAAUCGCCUAUUGAUUUGCCACAAAUAACAGUCGUGGGUUCACAAUCUUCUGGUAAGUCUUCUGUCUUAGAAAAUAUCGUCGGAAGAGACUUCUUACCAAGAGGUACUGGUAUUGUCACUAGAAGACCUUUGGUAUUACAAUUAAUCAACAGAAGGAGAAAAAAGGACGAUAGUAACAAGUCAAAUCUUACAGAUGAAUUAUUGGAUUUAAAUAUCGAUGAUAAGAAAAAGGAAGAUGGUAAAUCACAAAGUGAAGAUAACGCUGAAGAAUGGGGGGAAUUUUUACAUUUACCAGGUAAGAAAAUUUAUAAUUUUAAUGAAAUUAGACAAGAAAUUGUUAAAGAAACUGAAAAAGUCACAGGUGUUAAUGCUGGUAUCUCCCCGGUUCCAAUUAAUCUAAGAAUCUAUUCUCCUUACGUCUUAACGUUAACUUUAGUCGAUUUACCAGGUUUAACAAAAGUUCCCGUAGGUGAUCAACCUCCUGAUAUUGAAAAACAAAUUAAAGAUAUGCUUUUAAAAUAUAUCUCAAAGCCAAAUGCAAUUAUUCUGUCUGUCAAUGCAGCAAAUACUGACUUGGCAAACAGUGAUGGUCUAAAAUUAGCAAGAGAAGUGGAUCCUGAAGGUACAAGAACCAUUGGUGUCUUAACUAAAGUCGAUCUUAUGGAUCAAGGUACAGAUGUCAUUGAUAUCUUAGCAGGUAGAGUAAUUCCAUUAAGAUAUGGUUACAUCCCAGUGAUUAAUAGAGGUCAAAAAGAUAUUGAAAAAAAUAAAACCAUUAGAGAUGCUUUAAGAGAUGAAAAAAAAUUCUUUGAAGAACAUCCAUCUUACAGUUCAAAAGCACAUUAUUGCGGUACACCAUAUUUAGCCAAAAAAUUAAAUUCAAUUCUUUUACACCAUAUCAGACAGACUUUACCAGAUAUUAAAGCCAAAAUUGAAGCAACUUUGAAAAAAUAUCAACAAGAAUUGUAUAAUUUAGGCCCAGAAACAAUGGAUUCUUCAAAUUCAAUUGUAUUAAGUAUGAUUACUGAUUUCUCUAAUGAAUACGGUGGUAUUCUCGAUGGUGAGGCUAAAGAAUUAUCAAGUCAAGAACUUUCUGGUGGUGCAAGAGUUUCAUUUGUCUUCCACGAAGUCUUCAAGAAUGGUAUCGAUUCAUUAGAUCCAUUCGAUCAAAUUAAAGAUUCUGAUAUUAGAACAAUUAUGUAUAAUAGUUCAGGUGCUGCCCCAUCAUUAUUUGUUGGCACAGAAGCUUUUGAAGUAUUAGUUAAACAACAAAUUAAAAGAUUUGAAGAACCUUCAUUACGUUUAGUCAAUUUAAUCUUUGAUGAAUUAGUACGUAUGUUAAAACAAAUCAUUACUCAACCAAAAUAUUCAAGGUAUCCAGCAUUAAGAGAAGCAAUUUCAAAUGAAUUUAUCGAAUUCUUAAAAGAAUCAAUCAUUCCAACAAAUCAAUUCGUUACAGAUAUAAUCGAUUCCGAACAAACUUAUAUUAAUACUGCACACCCUGAUUUACUGAAAGGUUCUCAAGCAAUGGCAAUGGUUCAAGAAAAAUUACAUCCACAACCACAAGUGAUGCUUGACCCAAAGACAGGUAAACCGUUACCAAGUAAACAACCACAACCUGUUUCUGCUACAGCUUCCAUGGAAGAAAAAUCGGGUUUCUUUGGUGGAUUCUUUACAAGUAAAAAUAAGAAGAAAUUGGCCGCUUUAGAAUCACCACCAACUAUCUUAAAGGCUACGGGACAAAUGACUGAAAGAGAAACUAUGGAAACUGAGGUAAUCAAACUCUUAAUCAAUAGUUACUUCACCAUCGUUAAGAGAACCAUUGCUGAUAUUAUACCUAAGGCGUUGAUGCUGAAGUUAAUCAUUAGAAGUAGAAAUGAUAUCCAAAAGAGAUUGUUAGAAAAGUUAUACAAUACAAAGGACAUCGAAGAAUUAACUAGAGAGAAUGAUAUUACCAUUCAAAGAAGAAAAGAAUGUCAGAAAAUGGUCGAAAUCUUGAGGCAUGCAAGUGACAUUGUUUCAAGCGUUUGA
Messenger RNA from Kazachstania africana CBS 2517, 2100 nucleotides. It is a transcript of the gene VPS1, whose product is annotated as dynamin-like GTPase VPS1. Gene Ontology annotation, biological process: peroxisome organization. Gene Ontology annotation, molecular function: GTPase activity; GTP binding; microtubule binding. Gene Ontology annotation, cellular component: peroxisome; cytoplasm; microtubule. Bases 1 to 2100 code for a protein of 699 amino acids. NCBI's taxonomy places the organism in Eukaryota, Fungi, Ascomycota, Saccharomycetes, Saccharomycetales, Saccharomycetaceae. The transcript has a single exon. The record is from RefSeq and is a predicted model, not a curated record.